This is a messenger RNA of Anopheles coluzzii, 1264 nucleotides long. RefSeq names its product odorant receptor 4-like. Gene Ontology annotation, biological process: detection of chemical stimulus involved in sensory perception of smell; sensory perception of smell. Gene Ontology annotation, molecular function: olfactory receptor activity; odorant binding. The transcript is spliced from 5 exons. The record is from RefSeq and is a predicted model, not a curated record. NCBI's taxonomy places the organism in Eukaryota, Metazoa, Arthropoda, Insecta, Diptera, Culicidae. Bases 36 to 1199 code for a protein of 387 amino acids. Gene Ontology annotation, cellular component: plasma membrane.
UAAAGACAACAUCAGUUCUUUAGACUCCAAACACGAUGGUUGUGUUCGAACCACUGGACGACCCUUUAAAGGUUCUGCCACUGCCUCUGAUGUUGCUGGCACUGCUCGGAGUGAACAAGAACCCGUCCGAACGGUUCCGUCUUUACGCCAUCUACGCCUACCUUUCCAUUGCGUUGUUCAUACCUAAACUCUGCCUAGGAUACGAAACCAUUCCUCAAUGCUUCCGAAGCAUCGCCGAGGGUAUGUUUUCGUUCAACACUACCAUCACCUUCAUUAUGUUGCCCCUAAAGAUGGACAACUUGGAAGGCUUGCUUAAAAAUCUAAAGCGUUUUACCGAAAUCGUUAUCAUCAAUGAAGACUACGAACAGAUCCUGAUUAGACUCAACACGGCAAUACAUAAGUUUACCAAGUAUUACUUCAUUUUUACAAAUGGGAUCGUCUUUGCCAUGACCAGCAGCACGAUUGCAGGAAUGUUCUAUACCUACUACACGAAAGAUUCGGAACGCUCCACAGCAUUUCCGCUCGUAUUUGAAAAUCGUCUCUACUUGAUAGACUCGCACUACAACCUUGGCCACUGUUUUGUACAUCAAGCUCUGAUGUUCUUUGCCCUCUACAUCCUGUUGGUAAUGUUCACCGCCAAGGCCGGUACGCUUUUCGGUUUGAUUCGCUUCUGUUCGACCGUGCUGGGAAUCAUUGUCCUCAAGAUCGAGCGUCUGUGCCAGAUCGGACCCGUUGACCAGUAUACUGCAGAGCUGAGUGAAAUUAUCGAACUUCACCAGCUGGUGAUCAAGUGUUCCCGCCAGCUGCAGAACAUUCUGAUGGAAAUCCUGUUGGCCCAAUUUACUGGCUGCGUGUUUAUAUGGUGCUUUAUGCUGUAUUAUGUUAUGAUAAGUGGAAUAACUGCUGAAGGUAUUGCCGUGGUAGCUAUGCUUAUCGCCUUAUCAACGGAAACGUUCAUCUUUUGCUUGUUGGGGAACGAGCUGACGUUGAAGGGUCUUGAAAUUAUUACGGCUAUGUAUUCCACCAAUUGGUACGAUCAACCGGUCAAGCUACAGAAGAUGGUUGUACCAAUAAUACAGCAAAGCCAACAGCGAAUCGGUAUAACUGCGGCCAAGUUUUACUACAUCGAUUACAACAGAUACGGACAAAGCCUGAAAACCGCCUACUCUUUCUAUCUUCUGCUGAAGGACAUUUUCUAGACAGCAAUUAAUUAUUCACUAGAGCUUUCAGUUGGAUAGAUCGAACACACAGCACCGCGGCACGA